CAUGAAAUUGAUAAAUUGUUUGGUUAUGUUUUGCUUUUACUCAUGUUGCUGCCGAGUGCUAAAUUGCUAAAUUUCAGUGAUUCUCUCUCCUCUUCUAUCUGAAAUUUAUUUCACGUUGGAUCAUUGCAGUUCAUGCAGGUGUUCGUCAUCGGCGAAGAUUCAUUCCGUUUUGGAAAAGUAGACGAUUUAUGUGGCAUCACCGUUGGAAAUCACCCCAUUUUGGAUGAUUCUGAAACAAGUUUUUAAGAUGAAGGAGAAACACAAAAGUGAAUAUUCCUGAAUAGUUAGUUACUCAAUACAACUCUUGUAUGAACAGUCAGAAGCGAAGAAAUUCAUCUAGUCCAAUUUGUGUUCAUCCCGAAGAGAGAAAAUUCAAAGAAUGAUUCUCAGACAAUGUAUUCAUUCUUUUCUGAGAGUGCAAGGUAGUGGAAGAUUUUUUCGUCAUGCAUCGUGUAAUUUUAGCCGUGUCAGCCAAGCACAGCGAUAUCAACAGAACAUUUCAAACAUACCAGCUCUGCAUUUUAAACAGCAUCAAGUACUAAAUUGUGUUAAGUAUGUACAGAUCACGUGCUGUGUGGAUUAUAGUUGCAAUGGCAGAGGUAAGAUUUCCAGACAGAAAGAUUUUUUGAAGGGUGCCCUCCAUAAAAGACAGGAAAGUCUCCGGAAAGCAGAAGAGCAACUCAAAACCAAAGGCAAAGUUUUGCUUAAAAAUAUCAAAGAAGAAAGAAGUAAGAUGAAAGCAAAAGUAGAAGAGCUAAAAGAAGCUGAAGAGCAAUUGAAGACCAAAGGCAAGGUUUUGCUUAAAAAUAUCAAGGCAGAAAAAACGAGGAUGAAAGCUAAAGUAGAGGAAUUGAUAGAACGAGAAAAUAUAUGGACCAUUCCAAAUUUGUUAUGCAUUUUUCGAAUAAGCUUAUCACCCUGGUUAGGUUACUUGAUUCUGGAGGAAAGCUACAAUUUGGCUGUCGGUGUUCUUGUUUGCGCUGGGAUCUCUGAUUUGCUUGAUGGGUGGAUUGCAAGAAAUUUUAAAAAUCAGUCAUCGAAACUUGGAAGUUUUUUAGAUCCAAUAGCUGACAAAAUCCUUGUUGCAACUAUGUUUCUUACGCUCACUUUUGUUGAUAUUAUGCCGAUUUCUUUGACAAGCUUAAUUAUAGUCAGAGAUGUUGGCCUAGUGGGUGCAGCAUCAUACAUCAGGUACAAAUCAUUACCACCUCCUCGCACGGUCAGUAAAUAUUUUGACCUCACCCUAGCAACGGUUCAAUUAGCUCCUACUUUUAUCAGUAAAGUGAACACCUCAGUUCAACUUGCCACAGUUGCUAUAACGCUUGGUGCACCAAUAUUCGACUACACAGACCACAUUGCUCUCCAAAGUCUGUGGUGCUUGACUGCAUUUACUACCGUUGCAUCCGCUGUCAGUUAUGUUUAUGCGCGAAAUACGUAUAAAUUUACAAAUGGCCGCAAAAUUAGAAAAACCAUGAGCCAAGGUCAGAACCCAUAAAAUACAUAUAGUAAUAUUUUAUCCUGUUAAAAGUUUUUGUUCGACCAUCCUUUUCUCUGUGAUAUUGUGUUUCGUUAUCAGCAAUUUAAGCAAAAAUGUCAGCCCGGUUCUGAUUUUUGCAUAAUUUACGUAAGACGAUUUAUUUUGAAAUGAUUUUUACCGUGAUUACCGUUGAAGUAAGGAUGAUGAAGUUAUUUUUACUGUCACAUUGAUUGAAUCCUGAUUCUCCUAGAUUUGUUGGGUACUCUCUUGAACUCAAUUAUUUGUUGGUACUUGGGACGAAAGCUGUUGGAGACUGACAAAAAUGGACAGCUGUAAUGUUGUAAGGGGUUAUUCUUAAAGUAUGUAACUCUCUAGAGGGGGAGGGGGGUCGAAGAGAAUGUUGCACCACUUUGUUUUUAUGCGCCAAAGAAAAGAGACCUAUGUCACAAAAGUGUUAUGAGGGAAAGCCGAAAAAUCUGGCACAUAUUUUAUGAACUGUGAAACCCUAACUAUGAUUUGGAGUUCACAAAGUAUUGACAAGCCCUAAUAAUUGAUUGAUCUUCCGUAUGUAACAACAAAAGUGAUUUUGGUCUCAGAGAAAUUCUAAAAAAAAAAAAAUCAAGAGAACCAAUCUCUUGUUUUAUUUCCAAAGGUGUAUUUCAUUCUCAAGCUUAAAACGUAUUCUUAUUUUAUUCAUUCAAUUUCAUAUUUUUCUAAGUGCCUACCUAAAAAAUAUUUUUCUAAUCACACACUCCAGUUUCAUGUCAUCAAUCCUCUUUUUUUCUCAUUUCCAGGAGUUUCUUGUAGAAUUUACUCAGCUUUUUUUUGUUCUCUUUUUUUUCGCAAAAAGUUCUUUGAUAAACUCUAGGGGCUUCACAGUUAUUUUGUGAUCAUCAGUCCAUGUCUUUGUAUAACAGUUGAGCAUGAUAAACUUGUUCUCUCUUAGUUAUUUAAAUACUUUCUGUUGUUAAAUAAAUUUUGUUCCCUAAAAA
This is a messenger RNA of Bemisia tabaci, 2469 nucleotides long. The record is from RefSeq and is a predicted model, not a curated record. NCBI's taxonomy places the organism in Eukaryota, Metazoa, Arthropoda, Insecta, Hemiptera, Aleyrodidae.